Bombus huntii is the source of this 1693-nucleotide messenger RNA. RefSeq names its product ETS-related transcription factor Elf-5-like. The transcript has 8 exons. Gene Ontology annotation, cellular component: nucleus. The coding region runs from base 358 to 1158 and encodes 266 amino acids. Lineage: Eukaryota; Metazoa; Arthropoda; Insecta; Hymenoptera; Apidae. Gene Ontology annotation, biological process: cell differentiation; regulation of transcription by RNA polymerase II. Gene Ontology annotation, molecular function: DNA-binding transcription factor activity, RNA polymerase II-specific; sequence-specific DNA binding. The record is from RefSeq and is a predicted model, not a curated record.
AUUUACCUUCGCGUAAAUCGUGACACUUCUCUGUAACGAACAUAUUGUUACGUUUGUACGACAGUCUUUGUAUUUGCUUAGUUGAAGAAUCGAAUGAACUUAAUAAUGGAUCCGUUCAGUAGUUACGAUAGAACCGACUUAGUGGAGAUGCUCUGCCCAGAAUCGAGACGUAAAUACAUACAUAUAUGUAUAUAUCUUUGUCGUACGCAUAAAAGCCAGUCCAAGGAAACGAGAUUGUAGUGAUCUCGUUUUUCUCAGUCUCUAGCGAUAAAAAGAGACAAGACGGUUGAAGACGCCAACAAGGUGUGCCCUUCGUUUCCUAAUCUAAAUGACGACGAUGAUCAUUUCGUACUGGACAUGGACUCAUUGGUCACAUUGAAAACUAAUGCCCUGACCACGCGUAGUUACGAACCUCCCCGAAAAAAGUGUUACUUUGGUGAUGAAAAUAAUGAAAUUGAUGGUACCGGUUGGUCUGAUAAACCUAUUAGAAACUGGUGUCAAGAAGAAACAAUAAACUGGUUGAUGUCUGCGGCAUCUUAUAUCGGACAACCGUAUAGUCUGAUACAACAUAGUCUUGCGGUACCAGGAAACGAGUUGGUCACCUUUACCAGAGACGAUUUUAUCAACCAUGAUCCUAUGUACGGAGAUCGACUCUAUGACCUACUCCACUCUCAGCAUAUCUCGAAUAUACUUCCACCAUUUAAUACCAUCCAUCCUCAUUCCGAAGACGAAUAUGCGCGAAUUAAUUCCAACAGUACAUCAGAUGCAGAAUCAGAUAAUAAUAGUAUUGAUUACCAAACUACCAAACGGCCACCAGGGAGGCCAAGGGUAUUAAAACCAAAAAAAAGUUCUACUAGCCAGGGAAAGCUUUGGGAAUUCAUCAGGGACCUCUUACGUAAUCGAGAAACGUGUCCAAGUUUAAUCUGUUGGGAAGAUUAUUCUCAAGCGAAAUUUCGGUUCGUUAAAAGCGAUGAGGUCGCGAAACGAUGGGGUUCAAGAAAAGGAAACACAAAAAUGACGUACGAGAAACUGAGUCGAGCAAUGAGGUACUAUUAUAAAAGCAAAAUUUUUCAACCUGUACUCGGUAGAAGAUUAGUUUAUCAAUUUGGACCAAAUGCAAAGGGUUGGCAAACUGAUAAUCCAAACUUCCGAUAUUAAAAAUUUAGGAUUGCAUUUGUUAUAAAAAUUGUACAAAAAAGUAAAAGUAACGUUUGCGACCUAUUGUGAAUUUCGCUCACAGGAUGUAUCUUAAAAUUGCUUUAAAAAGAUAACGUUUCUACAAUUAGAGAUUUGUCAAUGUAUAUUUUGAUAUUGAAAAAGGAAGUGAAAGUAUUUUGUUAAUUGAAUCGAAACGUUUGAGCAUCAACUUGCAAUCAAUAAUCUAAAUAAAAGACUAAGAAGAAAAGAUCUAGUAUUAUAGAUGAUACAUACUGACUAGAUUUAAAUAACGUAAAAAGCAGUAUAAAUGAAUAAAAAUGUCGAGGUUUUUAUAUGUAUGACUGAAUUUAUAGAAAUACGUGAUAGCAAAAUGUGAAUACGAAAUAAUUUAAACUUGUAAGAUUUUUUCAAUUUAUUUGAUUUUAAGUAUUAGCGUAAUAGAUUACUUAUGUAAAAGUACACAUAUUAUAAUCAAGGAAGGCAUUAAUUCCUUCUGACUUACAAUCAAAUAAAUUUACUAUUACUUAUUUUUUUA